This is a messenger RNA of Neurospora crassa OR74A, 3947 nucleotides long. RefSeq lists its product as uncharacterized. The transcript has 3 exons. The coding region runs from base 1676 to 3154 and encodes 492 amino acids. Gene Ontology annotation, biological process: regulation of DNA-templated transcription. Gene Ontology annotation, molecular function: zinc ion binding; DNA-binding transcription factor activity, RNA polymerase II-specific. The record is from RefSeq and is a predicted model, not a curated record. Lineage: Eukaryota; Fungi; Ascomycota; Sordariomycetes; Sordariales; Sordariaceae.
CUAAACUUGACCGGAGCUGUCCACCAAGUACCAAGCGCAUGGCAACAAGCCUCUAGUGUAGAAUAGAGAGAGGUAGGAGUCUGCGAGCCAAGCAGUACCCAAACAGCACCACCAUGGAGCACCACCCAGAUGGGUUGCAUCAAAACAAGUACCACAACCCUUUCCCUCUUCCCUGCUGCCGGGACUGGACCUGGGACCGGCGGCCACUGUUCUUGACACCCCGGGCCCAAUCCAUCAUCAUCCAUCCACCAAAUUCGCGUGUACCUUGGCCGUUUGGCUACCCUGCAACUUCAGAAAAGAAGUUGGGUAUGGCAUGGGAGAGACAAGGGCGGCUUGCUGGCGUUGCAGCCUCCCCUGCCUAUUCUACCCUUCGAUUUGCAACGACCCAUUCACGGUUACUGGUCAGGGUACCUUGACAUACGCCUAUCCAUCCAUGGUCCAUCUUGGCUCCAUCUCAAUUGCGCCGUUGCUAACAAGUUGCACAAAAACCACCUGGUGCCACUGACACCAGAUCUUUGUCGACGGACUGCCCUGGCCGCCAACUACUUACGGGCGCGAUAUCCCAGCAACAAAAAGGCCGACCUUAAACAAGACCCAAAAACACAAAAUCACGCCUUCCACCGGCUGUUAGUCUCAACUGGUUCGACCUCUAUUCCUAUUGUCGUCCACGCCAGAGGCCCCAAGGAAUGCGCCGUUUCGGUCUGCAGCCCCCCGACAACGACGAGUCAACGACCUCCUCGCAUCCAACAACCCAACUCGCACGAAACACUGCAUACAGUGCCACUGGCGCCCCGAAGAUUCACUGAACCAGAAUCAUCUGCAUCAUCUUUGUCCAACCCAACGGCCUGGCAGUCUGUGCUUGUCGUCUUCACUGGCCGUAUAGCUUGCCUCGUCGACGCUGAUAAAGGCUUCAACAGGACAACAGCCUUGGCGUUCAAGCUCCAGAGGCCCAAGGCCUUCGCUAUCACUCUAUCAGCCAUCUUAUCCCGCAACCAGAUAUCUUUCUGUCCGGUUCCCUCAGACCAGUCUUCCAAAACUUGCGUGUAGAUUCGGGAGGCACUGGCACGGACAAGAAGCAACCGGAAUCCCAAAUACGACCCCUUGCGCCAAACACAAAACUGCGCAUAUUCAUUCGGGAAUGUCCGCUGUCAACUUGGUACUCGGCUUUUUUUCGGUUCCUCGUAUAGUCCGUGAGGUCUUCGCUGAUCGAAUCCCGGUGCCGUCUUUGACGUAGAGACGGUCGGGAUAUCUAAUCCCUUCUGUCACCUUGACACAAAUCCCUCCAUGCAACCUUUGAGUCAGAGGCCUGACGCCCUCCGCAACACUCUCGGCAAACGCCGGGGAAUCACCGACCUGGCUCAAUUUGCUCUCGACCUCAACUGGGUCAGGGCAGACUCGAAGAGCACUGCUCGCUCGGAGAGCUACCCUUCUCCGCCCAUGUCAGGGUCCCCACCGUUUCCCCCGAAAGCAAGCCAAGCGGCCGCCGAAAGACGUCAGAGCGUAUACCAGGCGACAACUCGAGAUGGCUAUCGAGAGAUUGCAGUCACCCACGGAGGUGAAGGACUUCAGUCUGGGGCCUUGACUCACACACGCCCAUUUCUUCCAAAUCCGCCACAAGGCAUGUCGUACGAGUAUCAGCGCGCAGAGCCAUCGAUGACAAGACCGCAUCUCUACGAUGCACCGCAUGGUACAACAACCCUUCAGCCUUCUUUCCCGCCGAUUGCUGGACCAGGCAGUGCAGGAGGUUCUUUGCCUGGUCAGCUGCCUCAUUCCACGGCUCUGUAUCAUCCUGGGCAUGAUUCUCACCCGCAGACGUCACCCAAGCCUCAAAGGAAGACGAAAGGCCAUGUGGCAUCUGCAUGCGUGCCUUGCAAAAGAGCCCACCUCAGAUGCGAUGGUAUGUGAGAUUUUUCUUCUUCCCGCGAUGCCUCUUCCAGAUACCAUGAAUCUCGAAGCACGGCGUCCAUGUUCGAGGUGCUCCAGUAGCGGCAAAGAUGACGCAUGCAUCGACGUUCAACACAAGAAACGUGGCCGCCCACGGUUGCGAGAUGACAGAGCGGAUAUAAAAUACGACAGUGCAAGGUUUGGUGUUCCAUCGGAUGGGAUGAGAAGGCCGUUGUCAUCUCAAUAUCAUUCUGGUUCUUCGCCAACCCUUACGUUCGACGACGCCCUUCGCCGAACACAGCCAUUCCGCGUCCUCAAAUCACAGCCGCCCGACUCCGCCAUGUCGCGAUUCGCCGAAAGAGGCUCAACGCAUGAUUCGAACGUUUUCCUGGCGCCCUUGGCUAUGCCAACCACACCUCCCGAGCCAGUGGCCUAUUUGACAGUCGAUCUUCAAGUUGGAAAAGCAUCGAAGACAUUCAUGGAUGCGAUCGGAAGAGCGUCUGUUCAUGGCCUCAGACUCGCUGAUUUGGUUGUGGGGCAUGAUCGAGAGAAGGUAGCGUAUAUCCAGCGACAGAUGGUGGACCAACAAAGGAGAAACGAACCAAACUAUCUUCCACCUAUUUUCGGAAAAGCAGAGGAAGAAAGGGUCAUGGACAUGUUGAGCUUCUCCUUGGAGGAAAUCUCAAAAUACCCGCUGGAUAGACAAGAUAUCCUCACCUUCCUGGGACAAGAUGGACUCCCGCGGCAGCUGUCACUUCGGACUGCAUUGUCCAAGCGAGACUCCAUAUACUAUGUCGUUCUGCUGCUGAUGAGCCCGGUGCGACCGUUCAAUUAUUCUGAGUCCUCACCUAGUAUCAGAGAGACAAUUCGGGCAUACCAGCCAUACACGCAACGGCCGCCCGUCGCGACAGAUCUUGGUCUCCGGCAUUCGCGACCUGCUGAUAACGAAUAUGGAGAAGGAGCACAUGUGCCGGCCGCCCCACCGCCACCACGAAGUAUGACGGGAUUUGGGGCGAACGUGCCAUCGGCAUAUAUCUCGUCGCCACGCAGAACGGAAUACUCCAAUGCGAUGCCGCCUUUUCAAAUCCCAAGGAGCGAGUUGAUUUCGCCAAGCCGACCUGAUCCGUUGCCAGCGUUUCAGCUACCGCCGAUACGCAAUCACCAACCGAAUGCUGUUCAACUGCAAUACCGAAACCGGGAGGAACGGGCGCGAUUCGAUAUUGGCGGUUUGCUCGACCAUCCCACUCCAGCUGAGCACGCCCGCCGAUAGACGACGUGUAAGCUACAUUCUCAUUGAUGAGAACAGAGCUAGCCUGCGAUGGGUGAAGGGUUUUAUGAUGACACUCUGAUAUAUUGGGAAUGGUACUUCUUCGGUCGCGUUUCAAACUGUUUCUUGGAGCAAGAAUUUAAUUGGUUUUCACUUGGUUUUGGGCAUCUUCUUCUCGUUUGUGUUUCUUGUUUUUGUUUUCUCCCCCUCAGUAUCCAAUGUCAACGUGUGCCGCCUGCAUCAAGACUAUACCGAUGUAAAGCUUGCACAUGGUUUCUUGGUUGGGCUGUUUGUCGCUGAGUUUUCCAAGCAUAUUGUCUCCUGCCGGUUGAUGUAAUCCUCGAUACGUAUUUCGUCUAUGUUCUUCCUGCAUUAUCCUCUGAUUUUGGGCUCGGCGAGGUCCUGGCGUUCGUUUUUGGCUUCCGGUUAUACCCAAGCUUCUGCGCGUUAUGAUUUGAAACCGAUGUGGUUCGUGUACUGCAAUUGGUGGCUUGACGGCUAUUGUUGACGCUGUGCGGAUAUUUCCAUCAAUAACGGCGAGUCCGAAAUUGAUUCUUCCGCACCAGUUUGAUGUUACGUCGUUGCAUGGGGAGAAUUCCUAUUUAAUACUAUGCGUGGAUUGAAGAAAACGGAACCCGCUCGCUUUUUGCCAUUCGAGGAUGUUAUAAGGCAACGGGGGCCGAUGAUCAAACCAGACACGAGGUUGCGCCGAUUGACGGUUUGAGGUUCAGCGGUGCGGUGAAUCAAGGUGGACGUCUCAUUGUUCAGCCUGGACUGACCAUUGCGUGAUGUUCGC